CCUUUUGCACUUCCCGUCUCUUCCAGUAGUUCCACCACCCACCAGCAGAUAGACGGGACGCUGCUCGACCGAUUCGGGUGUCUCGUUUAAACAUAUGGCAAAAACAGCCCUCUCUCUUUCUUUCAUCGUUGGGCCCACUACUCUUUAAAAAUUCCGCCGAAAAAGAGAAGACGAUUUUCCAAAACCUUUCGGCCGUUAUCUCACGGCUCCCCCAUCUCUGCACAGGUGUAUGAGCGCUACCCAGAGGGCCUAGGGGCGGCCCUUUACCGGGAGCACUUUGACUUCAACGCUGAGCCACCUUGGGAUCCUAGCUGAUAGUGGGACAGGUCCAUCUCCUGACUUGUCCAUUUUGUUGCAUACCAGCAGGACCCCAUUGGCUCAGUCGUGACCCCUUGACUUGCUUUUCUGUUCUUUAUGAUCGCCGGCUUAGUAGAAUACGGUUAAGAUGAAGGGACUCCCCGACAAACCAAACUACAUCAUUGAACUCCUGGAGGGGGGUGUUACUCUGGAAGACGUCAUUGAUGGACACAUCUGUGAACAGGCUCAGGUGGAGAAGAGUGCGUUUGUAGUGGGAGACCUUGGUGCCCUGAUGCGCCAGCAUGUAUGUUGGCAGAGCGUGGUGCCACGGCUGCAGCCAUACUACCCAGUCAAAUGCAACAGCAGCCCUGCAGUCAUCGAGGUCCUGGCCUCCUUGGGCCUGGGCUUCAUUUGUGCCAACAAGGCUGAGGUGAGCCUGGUUCUGGAGCAUGGUGUGCCGCCAGAAAAUAUCAUCCUGUCUGGUGUUUUCAAGCAGCUGGCACACAUCAAACACGCCGCCAAGAACGACAUCCAGCACCUUGUGUGUGAAAACGAGACCGAGUUGACCAAGAUUGCUCGCCUGCACCCAAAUGCGAAGUUGCUGUUGCAGUUGACGACUGAAGCCCACGCGGCUGAGACCAGCAUGCCCUUUGGUCUUUCUCUGAAGAGCUGUCGACAUCUGCUGGAGAAGGCCAAGGAGCUGGGUGUCCAGGUGGUGGGAGCAGCCUUCCACAUCCCGAGCUCCUGCCAAGACCUGCAGCAGGCCUACACUCGUGCACUGUCUGAUGCUCGCUGCGUGUUCGACAUGGGGGUGGAUCUGGGUUUUAACAUGUACAUCCUGGACAUCGGGGGUGGAUUUACUGGCUCAGACUUUCAGCUCAAACAGGUUGAGUCUGCAGUCAGGCCGCUCCUGGAUGCUUACUUCCCCCCCCUGUCGGGUGUGCAGGUGUUGGCCCAGCCUGGAUGCUUCUACGUGGCUUCAGCUUUCUCCUUGGCUGUUAGUGUCAUCGGCAAGAAGAUGGUUACCCACCACUGGGAUGACUUGUCUCCAUGCGAGAAGAAUGAGGAUGCUGAGUUCGUGUACUACAUGACUGAGGGAGUUUACGGCUCAUUCAACCACAAGCUGCUGGGAAACACCGUUGCUGCCCCGUCUGCACACAAGCACGCGUUGUGUCUUGAUGAGGCCGUGUAUCCCAGCAGCCUUUGGGGCCCGUCCCUGGAUGAGCUGGACCAGGUGGUGGAGCGCUGCCUGCUGCCUGAGCUCAGCGUGGGAGACUGGCUGCUCUUCUCCAACAUGGGGAUGUGCCACCUGGAGGAGUUCAGCUGGGCCGCCAGCUCCAGCCAGCUGCCGGUCUACUACACCAUCUCCACCUCUGACUGGUUUGAUAUGCAGGAGGCCGGCGUGGCUCUGGACAGCGCCCUGAAGAACUUCUCCAUGCUCCAGUACAGCGCGUAACCCCCCUUCCUCCCUCCAGCCCUGUCCUGGUUCAUAUUGCACAGAUCUUUCUUACCUCUGCUUUCACCGUGUGAGAAGAGAGGUCGGCGUGGUCUUUGGGAUAAUGUGGUCAACAUUCCAGCCACCUUGGAAAAUCCAUCACAAAUCCAUCCUUUUUGUUUUUUUCUUUCUCUUCUACCAGAGUUAGAUUAACCGUUGCCUCUAGUGACGAGAAAGUGUGAUUGUGUAAGAUCCUGGAAGAUAAUUAAGAGUUUGUUUUCUUAAAAGAACUUUAGCCCAAACUCAAAUGAUAUUAUGCAACAAAAUGGACGACUCUUUGGAGAUGGGACCCCUCCUUCCCAGCGUGUUUGAGAAGGUUUGUUUCUUAAAUCUAAUUCAGUUUACAAAAUGUAUAAUUUAAUCAGUUGAUUCAAAUGCAUAGAUGUUUAAACUCCGGUGCAUUUUUGUCUGAUUAUUUUCUUUUUUAUUAAUCAUUUCAAGGAUUCUGUACGUCAGACCUAUUACUUUGCAUAUUUCAUUAGAAAUGACAAUGAUCUAACCUGUCGCUUUAUUGUAUUUCCCCUUAAUGUUUUUUAAUUUUUAUUUAUUGGACAGAUACUACUGUGGCAUAUUUAAAAUCCCAUCUUUCAGUGUUUGCCCAGGUAUCAUGUUGUGGCCCACCUGUCAGUGUUCCUCAUAAUUUAUUUAUGUUGUGCUGUUUUGUUUUUGACCCAGUAAAGCUACAGGAUUAGAUGUGUUAUUUUUAUGUGUAACCUCUGGGCAAGGCAGGAUGUCUGGGAAAGCUUCCCGUGAUUGCACAGAAGCUGCAUCAUAAAACAUUUCUUUCCUUUAGCAAAGAAAAAGUCUAAUCUGGUUCAAAAUGCUCAAAAUUUACUGUUAGAUAUAAAAAAAAAGCAUUUGGCAUAACGACCCUGAGCUCUCAGAUCUUCACAUUGGUGUCCUUGGUUGAUUACUGCUAGCUGAGAAGCUCAAACUCCAAAUACUUCAAGAUAUUUAAACUAAAAGACAUUGCAUUGGUAGUCCACAGGCUUCUGAAAGGAAAUGCUAACAAGUAACACGCUUUCCUCGUGCCUCUUUAAAACACAAGAGGUGUAAAGCACAGUGUCUUGUACAGUUUUGUGGUAAAUAAGAGCGGUGACGUGACUUUAAAGCCGUUUUCAAUUGAUCCUGCCCUUGUGUUUUACAAGUGACUAAUGUAUUAAUUACUUGUAUGAAGCACUAAUGGACCAUAGCCUGUUUUUGACUGUAAAUGUGCUUGUUUAAAGUGAUUAAUUUAAUACAUUUCUGACUGAAA
Molecule: messenger RNA, 3047 nt
Organism: Nothobranchius furzeri (turquoise killifish)
Lineage: Eukaryota; Metazoa; Chordata; Actinopteri; Cyprinodontiformes; Nothobranchiidae
Gene: azin1b
Product: antizyme inhibitor 1b
Biological process (GO): positive regulation of polyamine transmembrane transport; negative regulation of protein catabolic process
Cellular component (GO): cytoplasm
Molecular function (GO): ornithine decarboxylase activity; ornithine decarboxylase activator activity
Source: RefSeq, a predicted model, not a curated record